AUGGCUAGGCUCGUGUGGGUGGUCUCUCUCCUCGCCACCUUGGCCCUCUCGGCCGCCACCGCCUCCUCCUCUCCGCCUCCGGCGUCAUCGAUGAACUGUGAUGAUGUCGUCAUGGACAUGAUGGAAUGCUUGCCAUACGUGUGCGUGGGGAGCAAGCAGAGGUGGCCUGACAAAGAGUGCUGUGAAGGUGUGUCGAGUGUCGUGAAGAUAAGCCCGACAUGUCUCUGUGCUGCCCUUCAGGAAGCAAUCCAAAUGGGGAUUGUUCUUGACAUGAAACGGGCUGUCGGUCUACCGGCAGCUUGUUCGAUCAAAGACUCAGUAGGAGAUUGUGGUGGUACGUACUUACCUAUGUUUCAUGAUCAAAGUUUAUCUGCGACUUCCUGA
Elaeis guineensis (African oil palm) is the source of this 384-nucleotide messenger RNA. RefSeq names its product non-specific lipid transfer protein GPI-anchored 4-like. Gene Ontology annotation, biological process: lipid transport. The record is from RefSeq and is a predicted model, not a curated record. NCBI's taxonomy places the organism in Eukaryota, Viridiplantae, Streptophyta, Magnoliopsida, Arecales, Arecaceae. Gene Ontology annotation, molecular function: lipid binding.